Xenopus tropicalis (tropical clawed frog) is the source of this 573-nucleotide messenger RNA. It is a transcript of the gene h2ac16, whose product is annotated as H2A clustered histone 16. NCBI's taxonomy places the organism in Eukaryota, Metazoa, Chordata, Amphibia, Anura, Pipidae. The record is from RefSeq and is a predicted model, not a curated record. The coding region runs from base 40 to 411 and encodes 123 amino acids. Gene Ontology annotation, molecular function: DNA binding; protein heterodimerization activity; structural constituent of chromatin. Gene Ontology annotation, cellular component: nucleosome; chromosome; nucleus. The transcript has a single exon.
AUUCUACUAUCUCUUUGUGCUUGAGUUGUAUUGGGGAUCAUGUCCGGCAGAGGCAAACAAGGCGGCAAGGUUCGGGCUAAGGCCAAGACCCGCUCAUCCCGGGCUGGGCUGCAGUUCCCAGUUGGCCGUGUUCACCGCUUGCUGAGGAAAGGCAAUUAUGCCGAGCGGGUGGGAGCCGGAGCUCCGGUCUAUCUGGCCGCAGUACUCGAGUACCUGACCGCUGAGAUCCUGGAAUUGGCCGGGAACGCUGCCCGGGAUAACAAGAAGACCCGCAUCAUCCCCAGGCACCUGCAGCUCGCUGUGCGCAACGAUGAGGAGCUGAACAAACUGCUCGGAGGGGUGACUAUCGCUCAGGGCGGGGUCCUGCCCAACAUCCAGUCCGUGCUGCUCAGAGCCACUCGCAUUAUCUAAACACGGCUGUGUGACACAUACGGGUAAAUCUGACUGCUGAUCCGCUCAUAAACCCAAAGGCUCCUCUCAGAGCCGCCCAAUACGCACAAUAGAACUGCAUCGCACAGGGUUUUUUUUUUUUUACAGAAUAAAUGAAUGUGGCGGGAUACAGACAUAACGUUA